AGGCAUGCGCCGUACAAAGUUAAACUGUGGCUUCACUUGCCGCCAUUUUGGAGGUUCGUGUUUGUGUCGUUUGGUUGUUGUGUUUACUGUGCGGAGCGUUUUUUUAAUUUUUAUUUGAGUUCGUUCCCCGUGAAGCCCCGCGAAUUCGACCCAACGUUCCGGCUGUCCCGUAAUGAUCGUGCUCUGUGGUGUCCACCGAUUGAAGCCAUUCCGCCCGUCGUGGCUCCCCUGAUUUCGGUCCAGUUCGAAACUCGGAUCGCCGACUGUUGUUGAUCUUCGCAGCGCCGUUGGCGCCCAACCGCAGAAGAUAUGUUUUACGCGCACUUCGUGCUUGCCAAGAAGGGCCCCCUGGCCCGGAUCUGGCUCGCCGCCCACUGGGAUAAGAAACUCACCAAAGCCCAUGUCUUUGAGACCAACAUCGAGAAGUCCGUGGACGGUAUCCUGCAACCUAAAGUCAAGAUGGCUUUGAGGACCACCGGACACUUGCUGCUUGGUGUUGUCCGGAUUUACUCAAGGAAGGCCAAGUAUCUGUUGGCUGAUUGUAAUGAGGCCUUUGUCAAGAUCAAGAUGGCCUUCCGGCCUGGCAUGGUUGAUCUGCCUGAGGAGCACCGAGAGGCUGCUGUCAAUGCCAUCACUCUGCCCGAAGUCUUCCACGACUUUGACACCACCAUGCCUGAAUUGAACGAUGUAGAUAUCGAAGCUCAGUUCAGUUUGAAUCAAUCGAGAGCUGAAGAGAUCACGAUGAGGGAAGACUAUGGUAGUAUAUCACUUGUCACCCAUGACGAUGGGUUUGGUGAUAUGGGUUUCGAUACCGAUGCCCCUGAUUUAAUGAGGCAUACAUCGAUAGAGCCCUCCAUGGAACAGAGUAAUCUGUUAUUCAGUGAUGGUCCGCCCAUCGACAAUGUUACCAUGGAUAAGGAGAGGGAACCAAUCCCGUCGACGUCGGGCACGCAACAUACGCCCAUGGAGGUCGAUGCGCCACUCCCGGACGACGAUUUUGGCGGGAAUAUAAAUCAGAAGAUGAUUUGUGGCCUUUUUGAUGACGCCCCGAUGGGUGAUUUGCCGCCCGUGGAUAGUCAUCAUCUGCAAGAACCGCCGCUACCACCGCCUACGCAUGAUGACAGUGAUGAUGACAUGGAUUUCGGAGGUCCUCCAUCCUUAGGUGGUUACAGCUCCGAUAACAGCCGACCACCGACCCCAGCAGCGGCGGCUGCAACUGCCGCUCCAGAAAUUGAUUCUCAUGUGACACCCGCCCCGACGCCCGUUCCUCCGUGCGAGACACCAACGCACAUACCCGAAGAAAUUCGAGUGGAAACACCCGUAGACCAAUCAACGCUCUUGCAGAACGAUGAUGAAAGCUUUGCCCUGCCUCCCGUAGACGCGACUGCAAUACGAGGCGUGAACAACAAGAGCAAGCGGAAACGAAAACUGAUCGUUGAUGAAGUCAAAAACAUAUCCGGCGAGGAGAUGAAGAACCAGCUGUCGGACACGAGCGAUAUUGUGACCACAUUGGACUUGGCUCCUCCCACAAAGAGGCUGAUGCAUUGGAAGGAAACUGGAGGUGUGGAGAAACUGUUUGCGCUACCUGCUCGUCCAAUUCCCGCUAGGUCGCUCUUCAAGAACUACCAGAGGCAUCUGAUAUCCAGGUCAAUCGGGACGGAGGACUUUGCCAUGCUUGGAGACGCCGACUCGUUGGCUCUCGAUCAGAUUCGAGAGAGUGAAGAACAGGCCAGUUUCGAACCGACACCUCUUCCCGGGAAACGCGGACGCAAACGGAAAAAUAUGGAAGAUCAUAGUCGGACGCCUUUACAUCCAGAACCAGAGACUCCUUUACCUUUGUUACAACCUGAAGACGCUUUAGCCUCGAUGAUGCCGCAUACGCCAUUGGCGGCGCCGGGCACUCCCUCUCCUCAUAUGCAUGCGCCGCCAACGCCGCUGAUGGCUCCGCCCACACCUCAAAUGAUGGCUCCUCCUACGCCUCAGAUGAUGGCUCCACCCACUCCUCAGAUGAUGGCGCCAGGAACGCCACAUAUGGCGCAUCACAUGAUGACCGAUCCACAUUCUUCACACGAUGAUAUGCCACCGCCCCCGACGCCAAUCAUGGGAUACCCGGGAACGCCCGCCCCCGGAACGCCGCUUCACCAUCACAUGGACGAGAUGCCUCAACUACCACCCGACCAAGUGCACUCGUUACUCAACGAGCAAGAUUCGUUGGGCAACCUGGUGCCGCCCAUGACGCCGGCUUCGACGGAGGAUCUGCUCAGCGGACACGGUUUGGCCAUCCCGCAAACGCCGCACCACGACAGCUUCGGCAGCGUAGAUUUACCGCAGAUGGAGAAUAUGGGUUAUGAUCACGGAAACAUGCAAAUGGCAAAUAUGGGCUAUGAUGAGCAUCUGCCAGCUCAGACACCGGCCGGUUCGAUGUCCGAGCGAAUACACUCACCAUGGCAAGGAGACUACGACUUCCCUCAUUCUGUCGACCCCGCCGAUGAACAGCAAGUUGACGAAUCCGAUGAGCAAUUCGAGGAGAGGGUACUGAACAAGAGGGCAUACCAAAUGUUCACCGUUGUACGGCAGAAAAUAAACAACACCAAUCAAUUGACGCUGUCCGACAUGUGCCAUCGCAGCACCAGGAAACAGGCCGCCCAGAAGUUCUACAGUUUGCUUGUACUGAAGAAGUUCGAUGUGCUUGAACUGGUACAGGACGGCGCGUACGAAGACAUCUACGUGUCGAAGGGCAGCAAAUUCGAUAACCCGGUUUUGUAAGUUAAGGAAAUUAAUAUAAAUAUAUAUAUACACAUACACACAAAACGCGCUCGCGGGCAAAUAUAUAUAUAUAUACACAUAAUA
Molecule: messenger RNA, 2850 nt
Organism: Nicrophorus vespilloides
Lineage: Eukaryota; Metazoa; Arthropoda; Insecta; Coleoptera; Silphidae
Gene: vtd
Product: double-strand-break repair protein rad21 homolog
Exons: 9
Coding region: 310-2766 (818 amino acids)
Biological process (GO): replication-born double-strand break repair via sister chromatid exchange; mitotic sister chromatid cohesion; synaptonemal complex assembly
Cellular component (GO): synaptonemal complex; cohesin complex
Molecular function (GO): chromatin binding; protein binding
Source: RefSeq, a predicted model, not a curated record